Molecule: messenger RNA, 1008 nt
Organism: Pyricularia pennisetigena
Lineage: Eukaryota; Fungi; Ascomycota; Sordariomycetes; Magnaporthales; Pyriculariaceae
Exons: 2
Coding region: 1-1008 (335 amino acids)
Biological process (GO): lipid metabolic process
Cellular component (GO): membrane
Molecular function (GO): oxidoreductase activity, acting on the CH-CH group of donors
Source: RefSeq, a predicted model, not a curated record
AUGUCUCCGAUCGUCCACGUGCUGGACGACUAUUACCUUGCCAUCACCCUCCUUAUCACGGUGGCCUACCAGCUCUUCUUCUUUGCCAUCGCCUUCUCCUUUAAAUUCGACAAACUGACCGACUUUGCCGGUGGCACAAACUUUGUGGUCCUUGCCAUCAUCACCCUCGCCUUCUCCGGCAGUCCCGAUGUACGCCAGAUCGUCGUGUCCGUCUUCAUGAUGGUCUGGGGCCUGCGACUGUCGGGCUUCCUGCUGUUUCGCAUCCUCAAGACCGGAAAGGAUGACAGGUUCGACGACAAGCGCGACAAGUUCUUUCCCUUCCUGGGCUUCUGGGUCUUUCAGAUGUUCUGGGUCUGGCUUGUCUCGCUGCCCGUCACUGUGCUCAACUCGCCGAACGUCCGGGCCUAUCAGCCGCAGCCAGCAUUUGGGACCGGCAGGGACAUAGCCGGAGUCGUGCUAUGGAGCGUCGGAUUCAUCAUGGAGAGCGUCAGCGAUGCACAAAAGUACCGUUUCCGGUCGUCUCACGAGGGAAAUAGGUCUGCCAUCUGUGACAAGGGCUUGUUUGCCUUGUCGAGACAUCCCAACUAUUUUGGCGAAAUGAUCCUGCAGUUCGGCAUAUUCACCAUCGCUGUCUCGCCAGCUGAAGACGGCCCCGUCGGCGGCCAAGCCUUCAAGGCACUUUACGCAACUAUCAUCGGGCCCAUCUUCCUGACAUUGUUGCUUAUGUUUGUCUCUGGCCUAACGCUACAGGAGCGACCCGGUGCCAAGAAGCGCUACGAAAAGGGCAACAACUGGGAGGGUUACAAGCGAUGGUUGUCCAGGACAAGUAUUCUCAUCCCGUUUCCGCCGCAACUGUACGAGAAGCUGCCGACGUUUUUGAAGAGGACAGUGUUUUUGGAAUUCCCAAUUUACGUCUUCGACCCGGCCAAGCACUCUGAUCAGAACAGGGCCGGUGACGAAGAGCAGGCUAGGCAAAGUGGCGAUGGCCUUGUUGGCCCUCAAUCAUAG